AUAUCUGUUAUUUUAUCAUUUUUCUUUUGGUUGCCUCUCUGUUCCCUUCAAUCUGCGCCAAUUGUCAUUUCUCUUUCUCAAACCUGUGAACUGGUAUUUAGAGAAUCUUCCCAAAAGCUCGGCAUUUUUUCUCAGACCACAGCAACGGUCCUUUCCCUUCCUAUUUUGACCCCAGCACAGAAACCAUGUACCUCUGAUACUUUCAUGUAGCUGGACUGUGGGCUUGUCUUCAUCAUCCCUUCGAUCAGAAGUAUGCUCUGGAGGUAAAUAUCAGACGUAUGAGUGCACAUUCCGAGAUAUCUUUUCGUGGUGGCAGAUUGACAGUUCCUCUCUAGCCAUCCCGGCAAUCCUCUGGUAGUUGCUUUGAGUUUCAGACUCUAUAUUGUGGAAUUUGCUUCUCACUCCCUUCUCCAUCUCAAAUAGACCAUCAGUCGAGCACCCACUCACGCAUUCCGAUCCUAUGUGCUUCAUCAUCUGACAGGAGUUUAACAAGGCCUUUCCCAAUAUAUAUGCUCUUACCCUUGACGUGCUGCAAUAUUCCACAAACUCCUGUGAACUGGUCAAACUUGCCCGCCAAGCAUGACUUUAGAAAUGUAUGAUAGCCUUGGUGCACAGCCUGGAGUUCCAAGACCACCUGCUAAUACACAAGCGAAUCCUUUUGGAAAUGCAUUCUCUGGUGCUAGCUCUGGGUUCAUUAGAGGUGGAUUAGGAGCUUAUGGAGAAAAAAUCCUUGGAUCAAGUUCUCAGUAUGUCCAAAGCAAUAUAAGUAGGUACUUCUCUGAUCCCCAGUACUACUUCCAAGUGAAUGACCAAUACGUGAGAAACAAACUGAAAGUAGUCCUUUUCCCUUUCCUACACAGAGGUCAUUGGACAAGAAUCACAGAGCCUGUCGGUGGCAGGCUAUCCUAUAAGCCCCCUAUCUAUGACAUAAAUGCUCCAGAUUUGUACAUUCCGUUUAUGGCCUUUGGUACUUAUGUUGUUCUUGCUGGCUUAGCAUUGGGUCUGCAGGGAAGGUUUAGCCCAGAAGCUCUCAGUUGGCUGUUUAUCAAGGGAUUGGUUGGCUGGUUUUUACAAGUUUCGUUGCUGAAGAUGACAUUGUUCUCACUUGGUAGUGGAGAGGCUCCUCUUCUUGACAUUGUUUCAUACGCAGGAUAUGCUUUUGCAGGAUUGUCCAUAGCUCUUUUGGGAACAAUUAUGUGGAACUAUACUUACUACUUUUUGAUGCCGUGGACAUGCUUGUGCAUGGGAAUAUUCUUGGUGAAAACAAUGAAGAGAGUUCUCUUUGCAGAGGUGAGGACGUACGAUUCAAGUAGGCAUCAUUAUCUCCUAUUGUUUAUUGCCCUAGCUCAAUUUCCUCUCCUCUUUUGGCUUGGGAAGAUUAGCCUUAGUUGGUUCUUUUGACUUACAUUUCUAGUUGUUUAGUGGUCUGGCAGUUUGUGCUUUUUGGGAAGUGAAGCAAUCAAUUUUUCUGUAUGCCCUUGUCACAUUGAUGUUUUAUUCUUGAAUGCUAGAGACAUGUAAAUGAACUGAUUAGCCACUUACUCCACGAAAUGUGUACGAUAACGUUUAGAGGUGUCUCACUGGUGAACAGAGAGUACAGGAAGGAUUGAAAGUAAGAUUGUUUUUGGUAGCAUUUUGGUUGUAUCUUGCAUGGAACUAGUUUUAUGCUCUCGAUAUUUUAAUAUUCUUUAAGUUUC
This is a messenger RNA of Lycium ferocissimum, 1697 nucleotides long. RefSeq lists its product as uncharacterized. Gene Ontology annotation, cellular component: Golgi membrane; endoplasmic reticulum membrane; endoplasmic reticulum-Golgi intermediate compartment. The transcript has 5 exons. Bases 580 to 1401 code for a protein of 273 amino acids. Gene Ontology annotation, biological process: endoplasmic reticulum to Golgi vesicle-mediated transport. Lineage: Eukaryota; Viridiplantae; Streptophyta; Magnoliopsida; Solanales; Solanaceae. The record is from RefSeq and is a predicted model, not a curated record.